GCGGCGGGAGGAUGCUCGGCUGGGCUUGAGCCGCGCUCCCAUGCAGCCCCGCCGGCCCCCCGCCCGGCCCCGCCCGCAGCAUGAGGCGGCUCCGCCGGCUGGUGCACCUGGUGCUCUUCUGCCCGCUCUCCAAGGGCUUGCAGAAUCGUCUCCCUGGCAUCAAAGUAAAAUACCUUUUCCUGGCCUGGCUGGGCAUCUUCGUGGGCAGCUGGGUCGUGUACAUGCAUUACUCAUCCUACUCCGAGCUCUGCCGAGGACACGUCUGCCGGAUGAUAAUUUGUGACCAGUACAAGAAGGGGAUCAUUUCCGGCUCGACGUGCAGGGACCUGUGUGACGAACACACGCUCGUGUUCCAGCACUGCCUCUCCUCGUCCCCCACGCAGCAGGUUUACAGCGGGCUCUGGAAGGAGAAAGAGGUGAUCAUUAAAUGUGGCAUCGAGGAGGCCUUGAAGGUAGACAGCAACCCCGAUUCUGCUCCCCGGAGGGACCUGGUACUCUUUGACAAGCCGACCAGAGGGACAUCGAUGGAUGAGUUCAGGGAGAUGCUCCUGAAUUUCCUAAAAUCUAACCUCGGAGAUCAGACAUCCCUGGCAGCCUUGGUGAACCAAAUCAUCACAAUGGCUGAUGUGAACCGAGAUGGGAAAGUGUCUCUGGCAGAGGCCAAGUCCAUCUGGGCGCUUCUUCAGUUGAAUGAAUUCCUCCUCAUGCUCUCCCUGCAUGAGAAGGAGCACACAUCCAAGCUGCUGGGGCACUGUGGGGACCUGUACAUCACAGAGAAGAUCCCUCACAACUCUCUCUAUGGCAUGGAUGUCCCUCGCUUCCUCCAGCCACUGCUGCCCUCUGCCAUCCACCGACUCGUUCAUCAGUGGUUCGCCCCAGCUUGGCCCAGGCGAGCCAAAAUCGCCAUUGGCCUCCUGGAGUUUGUGGAGGAGAUAUUCCACGGCACAUACGGGAACUUCUACAUCUGCGAGACCAGCUUUAAGAAUGUGGGGUACAACGACAAGUAUGACUUCAAAAUGGUCAAUCUGAGGAAGGUGGCCACCGAGAUGACAAUCAGAGGUUUCCUCAAAGGACGUCACUGUGAGCAGAACGUGGACUGCACCUACGGCAAGGACUGCAUGGCCACUUGUGACAAACUCAUGAAACAGUGCAAAAGCGAGGUGGUCCAGCCCAACCUAGCUAAAGUCUGCAGGCUCCUGCAGGACUACUUGCUGUACGGAGCGCCGUCCGACCUGAGAGAAGAGCUGCAGAAGCAGCUACGAACGUGCAUGACUCUGAGCGGCCUGGCUAGCCAGAUGGAAGUGCACCACUCACUUGUGUUGAACAAUCUCAAGACUUUGCUGUGGAAGAAGAUUUCCAAUACCAAAUAUUCCUAAUGGGGAAAACACAACUGGGGGUUACCAAAAUGGAAUUUCAUGGUGGGGAGGGGGUCCAGCAGGUCAAAGGUCUUUCCUCAUUUGCUCCCCCAACAGAAACACACCAUAAGCAGGGAGCUUGGCAUAGCUGUAGCCCCUUUUCCUUCUUGAAAAAAAAAAAAGCAUCCUGACCUGAACCACUCGGUAGCAUCAUCGAUAGCAUUUUUUAGGCCUGUGAGGGUAUGAUGCAGAGUAGGAAUACAGACAACCUGGCUGAAUGGGACUUCAGGAAGAAGCUGAUGGGGUGGGGGUGGGGGAGAGAAGCAGGGUCUAAUUGUAGCCAUCUUUCUUUUUAAUCCAGGAACAAUCAGAAGUGGAAAAAGAGGGAAAUAAUUAUCGCGUUGUAGUUGUCACAUUUUAUUUUGAUGAACACCUCUGAUGUAAAUAAAUAGCUUUUAUGUGACUCGCAUGGGUACAUCAAUAGCAAACAGCAGCCUUUUAAAGACCAGCUUCCUUGUGAUAUUUUCGAAUGGUGGGUUACCAUACCCAGAGGAACUUGCACAAUUAUUAAUUUUUUUUAACAUCUGAAUCAGGCACUCUCGAAUGCAGCUGUUGUGUAGGGAGCAGACAGAGAGGCUUUUCCAUGUGUGCUUACACUUUUGGUUAAUGUUAUGCAUCUAUUUAAAGUGCCUGACUUCUGUAAAGAGGGGGGCUGGGAAAUUCCAGGCUGCUCAAAUUGCUGCUAAUACUGGCAGAGGAUGGCAUGGCUGCCUGCUAGAAAAAUGAACCACCCCAACAUGUUGUUUUGGACAUUUAUAAGAGGAGUGCAGUUGAAGGUACACAGUGAUUCCCAUGAACCAGACCUAUAGAAAGUCUCAGACCUAAGACACACGGUGAAUACAGUAACGUAUAUAACUGCUAUGUGCUAGCAGUUAAGAUAUCUCAUUCCAGACUUGCUCAGGGCUUUCACUUGUCAACCCCCCUGUAAAGGGGAACGUGUCAUUACUAAGGCUGAGAUUCUGAGCCAGAAAUAAUGGGGGCUGCACCGCUCCCUUGUUUGGGGUUGUCCACAGAAGCUGGCAUACCUCAACCGCACUAGCUCAACAGGUUACCUGGGCUCGUGUGGGCCUUGGGCCUUUUUUAAUAGUACAAACUUUCCAUAUAAAGGGAAAUCAGCAGUGUUCAAAUGCCAAUUCAGGUCCAAGCGCUUUGCUUCACUUAAUCAUUUUAAAAUGAAGCCAAGCUUUGCUUGCAAAAGCAAAAAGCUAAUACCGCAUUAGCACGUUUCUUUGCCCACGAUUAAACGGAGGCAAUACUUCAGUUGGCAACAAGGAAAGCCUCUCAGUUGGCUGCCUGACCACUCCCUGCUUUCAGACUCCAGACCCCAUUUAUGUUCAAUUAUAACAACCCUUUCAGGCCACGGAUGGAGGGGAAGAGUUUAAUUUCUGUGAACUACAGUUAGCUUGUUCUCCAUUUUCUAAGCAUUUUACUCAUAUUGACAGACCAUAUGCCAGUUAUCCAACAACAGUUGGUUAGCGAAGCGAAGCGCACAUUUGGGAAACAAUCAGUGGAAGAAAAAAAAAAAGUCCCUCUCGAAAUAUAUGGCCUCUGAAGGCAAUCUUUAGUGUCACAGCUCUAAACUUAUGAGCCCUUUGGAGAGAAGAUACCAGCGUUUCCUUCUAUUAGUUCUAUAGGAUCAUCAUUACCUCUCACCGUUAUUUAUGGAGAAAAUGUUUUAGUGUCAGCGAUGCUUUAAAUCUAGCAUGCAGUCAUUGUAACUUGCUUCCCAGAGAGGCCAGCUUUGCAACACAGUAAUUCAUCUACCAGAAGGUUAAGCAUCUUUGGCUUUUCAAUCAUUUAUUUAUUUAUUUUGGUGUGGAGGUACUUUUUUUGUACAAGCAAGCAACAUUUAACUUCCUAUCAACAGUGCAAAGAUGCAAGUAAACCGAAGCUUUAGACUGGCAUAUGCAGGGCAUCUGCUAUUAUAAAAGGGGAGAGUUUGGGAGGAAAAGGUUUGGAGGUUUUCCAGUCAGCCUGGAAUUCAGUUUUAAUGAUGAUAAAUUCAGAUGUAGUUGCCAUGGCUAUUGUUCUACUAUCCUAUAUUUCUAUGGCAACCAACCACAUUGACAAAUUAUUUUUGCUUUUCUACUAGGAAAAAGGUGCUUUUCAAAAUAUAUACAUACAAAUAAUCCUCUUCAAAUUUCUGGAGAUUAUUAUUCAUAGUCCAGUUGCUUUAUAAAUGAAGGCUUGAAAGCUGAUUGUAACCUACAUUUUCCCAGAGGACCGGCACUGUCUCUUUACCUUUUAAAGAAGUCUUCAUGCCACUGGUUUUCCAAAUGAACAAGAAGUCAGGAGGGUAAAAGUCAGGAGGUUCGUGGAUGAUAUAACAUAACUGUAAAUGAUAUCAAAGUCCCUUCUCUAUAAGAGUCUACAAUGGGAAGGUGAAGCUUGAUGCUGAAGGUACCCGAUGUGUCUAACAGAGAUAGAAUUAGUUAAGCCAACAGCUAUUCAAAUAAAACCAGUAUUGACAAAAAUGAA
This is a messenger RNA of Gavialis gangeticus (Gharial), 3893 nucleotides long. RefSeq names its product family with sequence similarity 69 member B (gene DIPK1B). The record is from RefSeq and is a predicted model, not a curated record. The coding region runs from base 81 to 1376 and encodes 431 amino acids. The transcript is spliced from 5 exons. Gene Ontology annotation, molecular function: calcium ion binding. Lineage: Eukaryota; Metazoa; Chordata; Crocodylia; Gavialidae.